Messenger RNA from Amoebophrya sp. A120, 221 nucleotides. The record is from the annotation of a GenBank genome assembly. Lineage: Eukaryota; Dinophyceae; Syndiniales; Amoebophryaceae.
ACCCGGGCGCGGGGCGGCCAAGCGGUCAACGAGGGCGAGGGCAGCCAGAGCAGCCGCGACAUUUUGUUUCUCAACUCGCGCCGGGUGCGGGACGCGGUGCAGAUUGAGUGCAUGGAGGGGAAAUCCAAGGAUACGGACCCCUAUGUCCUGCCGGAGUUGCUCACCUACGUCACCGACAUUAAUCGCUUGUACGUGACCAAGAACUUUUUCAAAACCUCCUG